Molecule: messenger RNA, 504 nt
Organism: Westerdykella ornata
Lineage: Eukaryota; Fungi; Ascomycota; Dothideomycetes; Pleosporales; Sporormiaceae
Product: low affinity copper transporter
Exons: 2
Coding region: 1-504 (167 amino acids)
Biological process (GO): intracellular copper ion homeostasis; copper ion transmembrane transport
Cellular component (GO): plasma membrane
Molecular function (GO): copper ion transmembrane transporter activity
Source: RefSeq, a predicted model, not a curated record
AUGAACAUGGCCUUCUUCACAGCAACAAACACACCCCUCUACUCCAACUCGUGGACACCGAACAGCGCAGGCGCAUAUGCUGGCACCUGCAUAUUCCUAAUCAUCCUCGCCAUCAUCUUCCGAGCCACCUUCACAGCGAAAGCCUACCUCGAUGCGCAAGCCGUAAAGUCGGCACUGAAGAGAAGAUAUGUCGUGGUUGAAGGGGCAGCUGCCGAGGAGAAGAUUGCAUCCGAUGCUAACUCGAUGACGGGAAUCCUCACUACGAAUGGAGUCGCAGAGAAUGUCCGCAUCGUCGAGGCACCGGUGCACAACGCACAACCGUGGAGAUUCAGCGUCGACCUACCCCGUGCUGCCGUCAUGACGUGUGCUGCAGGUGUCGGCUACCUUCUCAUGUUGGCAGUCAUGACCUACAACGUGGGAUACUUCCUCUCCGUCCUCGCCGGUACCUUCCUGGGCGAGCUUGCCUUUGGCCGUUUCUACCACGACGGCGUCAUGACCAUGUAA